Messenger RNA from Rotaria sp. Silwood2, 210 nucleotides. The record is from the annotation of a GenBank genome assembly. Lineage: Eukaryota; Metazoa; Rotifera; Eurotatoria; Philodinida; Philodinidae.
AUGAAUCAAUCUUAUACAUUAAUUUUCUUUGUUGUAAUUAUAUUAUUUUCAAGUUCGUCAUUAGCUUAUCGACUUUAUCCAAAUCCAUAUAAAAACGAUCGAGAAAAUGUUCGAUCAGUAAAUAUGAAAAUGAUUGUUCCAAUGAAAGAUGAUAUCUUUGAAUUAAAAUAUUUUAUAUUACCAAUAAGACAUGUUUCUGAUGGUAAGUAA